This is a messenger RNA of Zingiber officinale, 1361 nucleotides long. Its product is annotated as peroxidase 5-like. Gene Ontology annotation, molecular function: peroxidase activity; heme binding. The record is from RefSeq and is a predicted model, not a curated record. NCBI's taxonomy places the organism in Eukaryota, Viridiplantae, Streptophyta, Magnoliopsida, Zingiberales, Zingiberaceae. The transcript is spliced from 3 exons. The coding region runs from base 207 to 1163 and encodes 318 amino acids. Gene Ontology annotation, cellular component: plant-type cell wall; plasmodesma. Gene Ontology annotation, biological process: response to oxidative stress; hydrogen peroxide catabolic process.
UCAUAUAUGCAUGAGAGUGCUCAAGGGGGGAAAAUGGCCGGAAGCUGCUACUGCAACGGAACCAGCAGAAAGAUGCAGUAGGUGUGGAGUUGUUCCGUUCUCUCCCCCCUCUAUAUAUGAAGAGGUAACUGGGGAGGUCCUCCAAAUCACAUAAGCCAAGCUAAAUAGUUGAGCUUUAAUUGUCUGGCGAUCGGAGAGAGCAAUUAAUGGCGCCGUCUGUGAGAGGAGUCAUGUUGUUGGCCUUCGCCACGGCUCUGUGGAUCAGUGGCACGCAGAGAGCAGAGGCCCAGCUCAAGCUCGGGUACUACGCCCACAGUUGCCCUCGGGCCGAGGCCAUCGUGAAGGACGAGGUCGAGAAGGCCCUCGCGGACGACGAAGGCGUCGGCGCUGACCUUCUCAGAAUGCAUUUCCAUGAUUGCUUCGUCAGAGGCUGCGAUGCUUCGCUGCUCUUGGAUUCCACCAACGCAAGCAAAGCCGAAAAGGACGCGCAGAUCAACCUCACGCUCGAAGGGUUCGACGUCAUCGACACCGUCAAGGAGAAACUGGAAGCCGCCUGCAAGGGCGUAGUCUCCUGCGCCGAUCUCCUCGCGUUUGCUGCCAGAGAUGCCAUUGUUCACUACGGAGGAAUCCACUACAAGGUGCCGUCUGGGAGAAGAGAUGGCCGGAUCUCCAUUGCGUCGGACACCGACGUGCUCCCUUCGCCGGACUUCAAGCUCGCCAAGCUCACCGACCUGUUCAUCUCCAAGGGCUUGAGCCAGACCGACAUGGUCAUUCUCUCGGGAGCCCACACGGUGGGGAUUGCGCACUGUGACGCCUUCUCCAAGCGGCUGGAUUCCGGCGACCCGACGUUGGACUCAAAGUACGCGAGGGUGCUGAGGAGGCAGUGCCCGCCGAAGAGCAACAACACGGUGCCGAUGGACCCGAAGACGCCGAACAAGUUCGACAACCGCUACUACCGCCUCGUGCUCAGCAACCGCGCCCUCUUCACCUCCGACGUCUCGCUGACCUCCACGCCAGGCACAGCCACCCUGGUCGAGAGCCUCGCCAGGAACUUCAAGAGCUUCCAGCUCAAGUUCGCCGAGGCCAUCGUCAAGAUGGGCUCCAUCGGCGUCCUCACGGGCCACGACGGCGAGGUUCGCAGCAACUGCAGAGUCGUCAACUGAAGAUCAGCGGCCGGAAUCGAUCGUCGCUUCCCUUCGCAUCCGUGAUUCUACGUGUUCACCCAUUCGAUCGUUUGGUACUACUAUACGAACUACGAUUCGUGUAUUGUCUCAUCUCAAUUUUAUUUUUUCUUGUCGUCGACAUAAAUCUGUGUCCUUCACUGCGUGCUGAAUAAAAACGUCAAAAAUGUGGAUUUUUUC